GACAGAUCAUGCAUCGCGAGCUAUCAGCGACGUUCCACUUGCGCAGGGUAAAGAGCGGAACGCUGCAGCAGAUGCUCCACGCAAAGACGAUCAGUGCAUACCUGAUGAAGAUCGUGUUUCUCUUCCUCCUUCGCCCAACCCAGAUUCGCGACAGCUGACCACUGCAGGGCAGACCAAUGCCAAUACCGGAGAGCACGGAAGCAGCCGGUUGUGUUUCUGCUUUUAGAUUGACUUUGCAAUGAGUAUUACUAGAGCAUGGCGCGGUACCCUUUCUAACUAGAAUUUGCUUGUAUGCAUAGUGUAUGUUUACAGAAUGUAAGGCAUAUCGCAGUGUAUUUCUGUCUGCUGGUGAUUUAGUUUGCAAACGGCUAUCACUCCUUAGAGUGCGAACGACGAGGAC
Molecule: messenger RNA, 400 nt
Organism: Suillus subaureus
Lineage: Eukaryota; Fungi; Basidiomycota; Agaricomycetes; Boletales; Suillaceae
Exons: 2
Source: RefSeq, a predicted model, not a curated record